AUGGUGCUCCUAGGAAUCAUGCCCAUAUUUACCUUUGCGCUUGGCACCUGGCAGGUUGAACGCCUCAAGUGGAAGGUAAAUCUCAUUGACGAACUACAGGAGAAGCUGUCCCAAGAACCUUUGGUGCUCCCCCGACGAAUCAACACCGUCGCAGUCGCUGAUUUUGCCUAUCGUAAAGUUCUCGUGAGGGGAAUGUGGGACCACGCCCAUGCUAUCCUCCUCGGUCCGCGAGUCCACAACGGAGAGAAUGGCUAUCACUUGGUCGAACCUCUCGUCCGUACCGACGGUACUACAGUCAUUGUUAACCGAGGUUUUAUCUCUAAGGCACAAGCCGAAAAGAAGGCUUACCUUCGAGACGAUGGUGAAGUUAAAGUGCUUGGAAUGCUCCGUACCGGUCACAAGCGCAACUACUUCACACCUGACAACCAUCCUGAGGAAGGCAAAUGGUACUGGGCGGACAUUGACGCAAUGGCGCGGUAUUCCGGUGGCGAAGCGGCUGGUGUGCAAAAGCGAUAG
This is a messenger RNA of Phanerochaete carnosa HHB-10118-sp, 516 nucleotides long. RefSeq lists its product as uncharacterized. NCBI's taxonomy places the organism in Eukaryota, Fungi, Basidiomycota, Agaricomycetes, Polyporales, Phanerochaetaceae. Gene Ontology annotation, biological process: mitochondrial respiratory chain complex IV assembly. Gene Ontology annotation, cellular component: membrane; mitochondrion. Bases 1 to 516 code for a protein of 171 amino acids. The record is from RefSeq and is a predicted model, not a curated record. The transcript has 2 exons.